AGAGUGAGAGUUGACUGUCUACCGCGGUCCCGCGUGGAGUGUUCAGAGAGAGACAGGGCUAGAUAGAGAGAGAGAGAGACCAGUUAGUUGCCUGUGACCGUUUCUGCGAGAGGUGUCUUUUAGUGGUGGUGGUGUUGUUGUCGGUGGCUGGUGCUGGUGCUCCUGCUGGUGGAUUCGUGUCGUUUGGAGGAUCUUUUUAUAAAAGCGAAGGUCCUUCUCGUCUCUCGGUCUCGGUUGGAAACGUUCUUCCCUCCUAAACCAGCCAGUCACUUUCGUAGACAUUUCGCGCCUGCAAAAGAACUGGGAGAGACCUUUGGUGGAAGUUUGGGAAGUCAAGUAUUUCUCGCCUUGCAUUUUGGGGAAUAUUAAAAUCGACGUGAACUCGAGUGGUGUCUGUGAAUUGAGUGUUGGAAACGUAUGCCCUUUUGACAACAGGCGGUGAUUUCCUGCCUUUUUUGUUUCCUGAGAAGGUAGAGACAUGCAUGGUCUGUUAUUUCGCUUCUACGGAUUGUUCGCCGAAGCGAUAAGGUGGCCUGUGUUCGUUUGAGGGGCUCCCGGACCACGCUUGUGAACUGAUAAAAGUUGUUGUGGGAGAGUGAAGUCGGACGCGAACCACUUGGACGACAAAGAGGCUGGGGCGCAGAAUCCGGCAUCCACCGAGAGAAACGGCCAAAACAACACUGGUAGAAAAGACAAAAAGAAGCGACUCUGUGGCAGCGGUGGAGACAGUCCAGUCGUGAGCAGAAUGGCGCUAAAUUGCGGGACGGUAUUCGCUAAAUAUCUACUAUGCUUCUUCAAUUUCAUUUUCUUCGCAGCCGGAGGCACAGUUCUCGCCCUGAGCAUCUGGUUAGCGGUGGAUAACACUUCGUUCCUGAUCCUGACGAGGGUGUCGGAGAAUGACAGCCUGCAGGAAUUCAAUCAGCCGUCGGUGAUGGAGCACGGCGCCUAUAUCCUCAUAGUGGCCGGAGGACUCGUCUUCUGCAUAGGAUUCCUCGGGUGCUGUGGAGCCGUCUUGGAGUCUCGGGUCCUUCUCACCAUAUACGGCCUCACAGUCAUCGUCAUUUUCUUGCUGGAAGUUACUGGCGGAGCCUUGGCGGCGGUCUACAAAGCAGAGACGGAAGAAGAACUCCAGAAUUUCCUGAAGCUCACCUUAAAGAAAUACUACUCCACGCAGUCGACGGCAAAUUCCAUGACAGUGUCCUGGAAUGCUCUCAUGGCGGAGCUGAAAUGUUGCGGCGUGAACAACUAUACCGACUUCGAACUAGCAACGCUGUGGCAAACGAACAAGACGGACGGUAUGGUGAUGCCCGUGGCGUGUUGCAUCCUGGAGGGAGACCCCAAGAAGUUCAAGCCUCUCGACCCAUCUUGUGUCUCUGACCCAUCUCCGGAGAAUUCCUACUACUUAACUGGUUGUUUGGGCAGAUUACAGGAGAACACCUUCUACUACUUGCCAACGAUGCUGUCUGUCGCCAUUGGCCUGGGCACUCUCCAAUUAAUCCUCAUAACCCUUUCGUUUUAUAUGUGUAGAGCUAUUGGAAAGGCUCUCAAGGUUGCUACGGUCGACUGAUGGAGUGGGUGGAAGAUCACACCAACUUGCUCAUGGGGAUUGGCAUCGGCGUGGCCGCCAUUCAGGUUCUUUUGCUUAUUUUCGCCUUCUGUCUGUGCAAUUCUCUGGGUCAUAAGAUCAAGUGACGUCAACGAUUCCACAACAACAACAGCAACAGCAACAACAACAGCCACCUCCAAGCCAUUCCCGCCUCGCCAUUGCCAUCGCAACGCCUGCCGUACGCAGCAGUGGAAUAGCGGCUUCAGCGGGAAUGUCGUCAACAAUAAAGCCUCGACCCCUUUCCUCCUCCGGGCGAUGGGACCCCGACGAGUCCUCCUCCCCCUCCCCUCCUUCCUCCUCCUCCACUUCUUCCUCCACUUCGGCCCGUGAAGAACGUCGGCUCUGAGAAGCACCAAAUAUUAUUAUUAUUAUUAUUAUACUAUGACUACUUCUAGUGCUAGUUAUUGUUAUUUGUAUGUUUAUAUAUAUUAUUGCUUAUUGGUUAUCUCAAGUUCAUUUUAUUACUAUGAUUGUUUAGAUUUCAAGAGGAUGAUGGUUAAGUCUGUAUAAAUGCUGAUCGUCUGAUCUGUGGUUUAUUUCUCUCAACACUUACAACGUAGGCAUUCGAGUAAGGAAAAAGACAUAAUUUUUUAAGUUGGGCGAGACAAACGGGGUCUUUUAGCGGUCCAAGAUAGACUGGGUGGAAACUUUUAUUUCUCCUCGUAUACCUGAAGCAGUCUUCCAGAGGUUCGUGUGUCUCACGAUCAUGAACUUAGCUUUUUAUGUCAUGAACUUUCUGCUACCAUUUUAUUCCCAGUCUGGGUUAUGAUUUUGUGCCAUGGAUGUCUCUCUCUCUCUCUCUCUCUCUCUCUCUCUCUCUCUCUCUCUCUCUCUCUCUAAAAUGCUGAAGUUUGAAUGAUAUCAUAUAAGAACCUUUUCAUAACCCCUGAGGUUUAAGGGCUGUGCAUUGAGAUAAUCGUAUCUACUAGGGCAGAUUUCAAGAAACCCAAAACAUUGUCCCUCGAAGUGAUUUAGUUUUCACUACAAGGAGACUUAGGCAGUGAAAUAUUCAAAGGAAAACGAACAUUUUAGUCAGAUAGUGAUCUUUUACAGCCCAAUGAUCCCUUAUGAAAAAGACACCAGCCACAAAUAACAGUACCAAUUGAAUGUUCUUUAUACAGUCAGAUAUAUUUUUUCUUUGUGUAUAAAGUCAUUUGCAGAUCAUCAUAGUGCGUUGCUUAUGUUAAACAUUUCGGUUGUGCUUUGGAAGGACAGAUAGCAAUCUUAUUGCUAACAGCAAUAAGAUUGCUGUUAGCAGAUAAGUAAUCUUAUGUUCAUAACAAACACACACACAACAUAACAUCAAAGGUUAAACUUUUACAGACUGCUUUAACUGAAAGCUCCAAACAAGGGUUAGGAUAUAAAGUUGGACUUCAGUGAGGAACUUUGAUACCGAACAGAAUACCUAGGCUUGCUCUAGUCAAUCUGCCAUGAAAGAAAGCAUCCGUAAGUUAUAGGACUUCUGUCCUUGUCAGAGUUCGCGUGAGUAACAAACCACCUUUCCUGCAAUUUUCCAUUGUGAAUUAUGAUACAUUUCAAAAUACUUGGCCACGUAUGAUCUUGUGAAGGUAUGGUGUUAAUUUUGGCUUGAAGAUUUCAAUCCCUAAAUGUGUUUAUAGCAUUCGGAAGAAAUCAAAUAUAAUCAAUCACUUUGCAGUUUACAAUAAUCUCUCAGACAAGAAAUGCAGCAUAAAAAGACGUGGUAUAAUUACAGUAAGCUUUCCAUUCAUGCAUCCAUUCAUUAUCUCCAUUAUUGAUUCUUCAUCGAGUCUUAUACUUCAGGUUUUUCGAUGGACAAACCCUCUUUUCUUGAAAACUGUGCUGUAAAAUCCUCGUUUAUGAAUGAACCCAUUCCAUUCCGAACUGUAUUCUCUACAGAAUUCUUAACUUGUGAAUCAUGGCACAUCUACUGAGUGAAUCAUUUGGACUUUACUAAACUCCCUCACAUCCCAAUCUUCCAGAAGUCUUCACGAGGAGUGUCAAGAAAUUUCCGACCUGUCUCGUGCGCUAAAAGAUCUCGUGUGUCUUGAAUAAAUGGCUUCCUUGUUUCAGACACUGUUCUAGUAUCAUGUAUAUCCUCUCUUUUUUCAUGUCCGCUGAUGAGAUCUGAAUUUUGGGAUCUAAAAUUAUUUGCUUUUGUUUUUGCUGUUUCAUUUUAGUAUUGCUGCUGAAUGGUGUCUGCAAGUGAAGCAUGUCAGAGGUCUUCAGUUUCUCUUUUACUGUAAUGUAUAUAAGUAACCUAUUUACUGUACGAUAUUUCAUAUGAAGAUACUGUAAUAUCAGUGUUGUAUAUGUUACUUAGAGCCUCGUAGGUGUUGAAGACAUUUGAUAUUCUUGUUGUAGGAAACAAAGAAGAAAGCUAAUCUACUUCCAUAAGAUAUGAUAACUCGAUAACUUAUUUCGAGAUUUUGCUGUCUUGAGUAAUGCCUCCUUUUUUUAUAUAUUAUAUACACACACAAGAUAGAAAGAAUAGAAGAGACGUUGGUUAUCAUUCCAUGUUUAUUUUUUAGAACAGAAUGGAGAUUGAAAGUACAAAAGGCCAUCCAGUUAUUGUAAGAGAUUUUCCCACCUAUGGUAGCUCAGAAAACAAGACAGAUGACGAGCUUGAGGGGCUGUCCUUUAUGUAGCCUCGAAUCUACUGGUAGAAAAAGAUGAUGGUGAUAAUGAUAAAAAAAAAACUCUGGCCACUGUCACUAUCCUUUGGUUUCCUUUUUUGUAUAUAUAUAAUAUAUAUAUAAUAUAUAUCUUGUACCAUAAUCUAGUCUAAUAUUAUUGCAUUUAUUGAUGGCAUUUAGUAUUGUGGCGAUUUGACAUUUGUAGUGUUGUAUUUUACAAAAUUAGACAAACCAAAGUUAAAAAAGAAGUCAUGCUCACGUGUUUUUUAGGCGACUGACAAAAUUAUUCGAAUCGAGUUACGUUAUUAUGGUACAAAACCCACAGUUACAAUAUCAUAUAUUUUCCCUGUGAUGUUUAGAAGGUAAAUAAGAACUUUAGUCAUAUUUUUGACCUUUAUACAACUUUAUAUGGGAACAAGAUGUCAACGCGAUUGCAGCUUCGGAAACUAUAUUACAAACAAGGAAUACUCCAAUUCAAGUUGAAUCAUUCGCUGGCUAAAUGAUGUUUGGAUUCUCCACCUCAGGUGUUACGUGUAGUGUCGAAUUCGCCUGUAGUUGUGCUCAGCCUGAAAGUGAAUUCAGCCACGGUGACGUUGGAUUCCCAAGCUCUUGAGAGUCGAUGAAAGGUCGAGUUCUUAAUUCCCAAACUGAAUCUGAUUCCCAAUUUGAAAACAGAGCUUGCCAGCGCAAACGCAGAUUAUUUGCCCGAGUUAAUACUACCGAUAUAAGGUGAAUUUUUUUAUGGAUAUAAAUGAUAAGGAUAACUGUAUUUAGACAUUUUUUUAAACAAAUAGGAUGAUUUGUCGUUCAUCUUUGUCUUCCUUUUGAUUAUAUAAUUAUAAAUCUAAUGCCAGUAUUUUGAAAGGGACAAUUAUCACAGAUUUUGUUUUCACCUCCGAAGAUUUUGGUAUUUUUGUUCUUAUGUCACAGCAGGCAUUUUAAUGAAAUUAAUGGACAUUCACGGAUAUUAUUCCAUGUGACUACAUUUUCUGUAUUUCUGAUACAAUAAAGUUUUAUGGAAUUUAUCUUGGAGUGUCAAAGAUUCAUUUUAGCGUUGAAUAAUAGUUAUGAGUUUAUUUUUCUCUGUAUUGAACAUAGUAAAUUGUUUUAUGAAACUUUUAUCAUGGAUAUGGUAUGUGGUGAAAGCAAAAAAUAAAAAAAAAUUCAUGAGAUCUAAAUAUAUAUAUAUAUCGAUGUAGUGUAUACUCUUACAUGAUUCAUUUUACUUUGGAUUCUAAACAGCAGACCUGGUGUAGAGAGAAAUGUUUUGUUGAGUUGAAAUCAGUCGUAUUGAGAUAUACAAUAUGCAUACAGUAUCCUCUGCUUUGAUCAUUUGCAUUUGCUGUCUCCUGUUUGUCAUAUGUUGAAAUUCAGAGCGCUAUACCUGGCAUCUUCUUCCUCUUGGGGAUGUUGCCACUUUGCCAGUUUCUGUGAGGUCCGUGUCAGCAUGUGUACUUUGUAAAUAUUUUAAAAAAAUAUUUGUCACAAUUUAAGCAUCUAAGGAGAAAUAAGUGUGCGUUAUACGAUGUAUCGAUGUGAUGAGUAAAAAAACUUUUUAUAUUGUUUAUGUUGAUUGAUGGAAUUAAAAUGCUGCUAAAUGUCCGUACAAAGAUCUUGUAUGAAUGGAACAAAACAUAGAGAGUAUUUCACUGUUGUUGUUUUUUUUUAUAAUUAUGAUUAUCUUUAUUAUCAUUAUAUUCAUCCCAACAAUCUUAAACACUGAUGCCUUCUUAAACUGUGAGAUAUUUAGAUGAAAUAAAUCAUAUCCCUGAAGAA
Molecule: messenger RNA, 5997 nt
Organism: Macrobrachium nipponense
Lineage: Eukaryota; Metazoa; Arthropoda; Malacostraca; Decapoda; Palaemonidae
Product: tetraspanin-18-like
Exons: 9
Coding region: 746-1567 (273 amino acids)
Cellular component (GO): plasma membrane
Source: RefSeq, a predicted model, not a curated record